CACCUCACAGCAAAAUCUAAACCAAAAAAUUUGAAUAGAAUAAUCAAACUAAAAAGCAAGAAAACGGAAAAGAAACUAUGAAAAAUGGCCCAGACAAGCUAAAGAAUGGCAGAAGCGGUCAGUGAGACUUCUCAUGAAAACAUUCAGAACAACAUGGCGGUCAAGUUGAAUCCGUUUGUCAGAGCUGGUUCUGUGAAUAUUCCAUUAAAGUAUGUGUGUCUUGGUGUUCUGGUGUUGCAGACUUCUGUGCUGGUCUUGACCAUGAGGUAUUCAAGAAUGGUUCAUGAGGGACCUAUGUAUAUAUCUUCUACAGCAGUAGUAAUGGCAGAGUUGUUCAAAGUCAUAGCUUGCGUCUUUGUAAUAUUUCAUCACUGUGGUUAUCGAUGGAGGGCAUUUGUAAAUGAACUUAACAAUGACAUUAUGCAGAAACCAUUAGAGACUUUCAAACUUGCCGUCCCAUCAGGAUUGUACACUUUACAGAAUAAUGUAUUAUAUAUUGCGCUAUCUAAUCUGGAUGCGGCGACAUACCAGGUUACUUAUCAACUGAAGAUUCUCACUACAGCCUUGUUUUCUGUUGCAAUGUUAAAUCGUAAACUAAAUGCAUACAAAUGGUUUGCUCUGGUACUCCUAAUGGCUGGAGUUGCUCUUGUAGAGUGGCCAACAGAUGGGGACAAAAGUGCCAAAAAAGACCUUACAGCGUCAAGCAAGUUUGUCGGUCUGAUAGCUGUGUUGUCUGCUUGUUGUUCUAGUGGUUUUGCUGGAGUGUACUUUGAAAAGAUACUCAAGGGAACAAAGGCUUCAAUAUGGCUAAGAAAUAUUCAGCUAGGUUCUUUUGGAAUAAUAUUUGGUUUAUUAGGAGUACUAUUUAAUGAUGGCAAAGCUGUUCAAGCAAAUGGGUUUUUCCAGGGUUAUAAUUACAUUACAUGGAUGGUUAUAUUUUUACAGGCAUUUGGUGGUCUGGUCGUUGCAGCGGUUGUCAAAUAUGCUGAUAAUAUUCUAAAAGGCUUUGCCACGUCACUGUCAAUAAUUUUAUCGUCAGUAGUAUCAUAUUAUUUACUUCAAGAUUUUAAUCCGUCAAUUUCAUUCUUUGUAGGAGUUUUUUUUGUUUUGUUAGCAACAUAUUUGUAUGGCAAACCAUCGCCCGAGCCAUCACAACUUUUUUUACCUAUCAAGACAAGUGAUAACACUAGUAACAUUUAA
Exaiptasia diaphana is the source of this 1200-nucleotide messenger RNA. Its product is annotated as UDP-N-acetylglucosamine transporter. The coding region runs from base 106 to 1200 and encodes 364 amino acids. Gene Ontology annotation, cellular component: Golgi membrane. The record is from RefSeq and is a predicted model, not a curated record. The transcript has 9 exons. Gene Ontology annotation, molecular function: UDP-galactose transmembrane transporter activity. Gene Ontology annotation, biological process: pyrimidine nucleotide-sugar transmembrane transport. Lineage: Eukaryota; Metazoa; Cnidaria; Anthozoa; Actiniaria; Aiptasiidae.